Messenger RNA from Notolabrus celidotus (New Zealand spotty), 3012 nucleotides. RefSeq names its product TGF-beta receptor type-2-like. Gene Ontology annotation, molecular function: activin binding; ATP binding; transforming growth factor beta receptor activity, type II. Gene Ontology annotation, biological process: heart development; protein phosphorylation; cellular response to growth factor stimulus. Gene Ontology annotation, cellular component: signaling receptor complex; plasma membrane. The transcript is spliced from 7 exons. NCBI's taxonomy places the organism in Eukaryota, Metazoa, Chordata, Actinopteri, Labriformes, Labridae. The coding region runs from base 264 to 1895 and encodes 543 amino acids. The record is from RefSeq and is a predicted model, not a curated record.
GCCAUAUGAGCAUGACUGAGAGGCAGAAGAAGAAGAAGAAGAGAAAAAAAAAACUGUCCAACCCCUCAGAAGAUUUCCUGUUUCAUGAAAAGUGCACACAUACUGUGAGUCAUAUAGGGCAAGCCCUGCCUGGUGUGUUUACUCUGCUCCUUCUGCUCGGAGCUGUGAGGGAGUUCAGGGGAGCAACAGGCGGACUACAGUCUGGAUAUUAAACUUCUUCGGUUAAUGAAUGAGAGAAAGGGGAGCGCACAUUCCGUUUCAAAAUGGAGCUACUUCGGUUUUCCGCUUUUUGGUGUGGAACGAUACUCUUUGCUAGCCUUCUGCUGGAGGAAGUGGAGUCCAAUAUAAUGAAAGUAAGAAGACUGUGCAAGUUCUGUGAUGUGCGGAAAACCAACUGCACAGGGAAAGGGAGCUGCAAGGUGGAGUGUGACAUCACGUCCAUCUGCCCAAAUGACGAUGAUGUGUGUGUCAGUAUCUGGAGGAACAACGAUGACAACAUCACCUUUGAUACGGUCUGCCACAGCCCGUCUCAGAAGCUGUACGGCUUGGUCCUGGAGGAUUACAACAACAGCAAGUGUGAGAUGAAAGAGAGGAAGGGCAUGGGAUCACAGUUCUUUAUCUGCUCCUGCUCUCAGGACGAGUGCAAUGAACAAAUCUUCUUCAACUCAAACAUGGAUUCCCAGGUGGUUGCAGUCAUCCUGGUGAGCCUAGUGCCUCUGCUGGUCAUGGCUGUCUUCGUCAUCACUUCCUUCUACGUCUAUCGGGUCUACCGCCAGCGUCAAGCCAGCUCCAGACGCAAGAAGGGUGCCCCGAUGGAUUUCAGCGACGCUCGCGCCAUCAUGAUAGACGACGAAGGCUCAGACAGCAGCUCCACACACGCCAACAACCUCAACCACAACACGGAGCUACUCCCCAUUGAGCUGGAGACCCUGGUCGGGAAAGGACGCUUUGCAGAAGUUUACAAAGCCAAACUGAAGCAGGGUUCUUCAGUGAGCGAGGAGCAAGGCUUCGAGACUGUUGCUAUUAAGAUUUUCUCAUAUGAGGAGUAUGCAUCAUGGAAGAAUGAGAAGGAGAUAUUCUCAGAUGCUGAUUUGAGGCAUGAAAAUGUGCUUCACUUCCUGACAGCAGAGGAGAGGAAGGUGCAGAGACAGUACUGGUUGAUAACAGCCUACCACCCAAGAGGGAAUCUACAAGAAUACUUGAUCCACCAUAUCGUCGACUGGCACGACCUGUGGAUGCUGGGGAGCUCGCUAACAGAAGGAGUGGCUCACCUCCACAGUGACCACACCCUCUGCGGACGCUACAAGAUUCCUAUCGCUCACAGAGACAUUAAGAGCUCCAACAUACUGGUGAAAAGCGACCUGACGUGUUGCCUGUGUGACUUUGGCCUUGCACUUCGCCUGGACAACACUCUGUCUGUGGAUGAGUUAGCCAACAGUGGGCAGGUGGGAACAGCCAGGUACAUGGCCCCUGAGGUGCUGGAGUCCAGAAUCAACCUCGAAAACAUAGAGUCUUUCAAACAGGCCGAUGUUUACUCCAUGGCUCUCGUGCUGUGGGAGAUCAUCUCCAGGUGUACUGCAAUCGGAGAGGUGAAAGAGUACGUGCCUCCCUUCGGAAACCUGAGGGAACACCCCUGUGUGGAGAGUAUGAAGGACAGCGUUCUCAGAGACCGAGGACGACCUGAGAUCCCCAACAGCUGGAUCAACCACCCGGGCAUCCAGAUAGUGUGCGCCUCCAUAGAUGAUUGCUGGGACCACGACCCGGAGGCCCGUCUCACAGCACAGUGUGUCGCCGAGCGCUUCAACGACAUGGACUACCUGGACAAGCUGUCAGAUCGCUCUGACUCGGAGGAGAAGAUCCCUGAAGAAAUCUUAGUGGUGGAUGAUGAGAAGUAGAGCUCAGCAGAAAGCUAGCCCUCCUUAGGGCUGCCAGAGCAAUGACUACCAAGCAGCUGGAAGAAGAGGAAGAAACUCCAGCGGGAAGCAUUGUUAGCCGUGGAAGCGUCAGAGAUGUAUGACGGAUGUGCAAACUGGAAAAUGAUCAAUAUGAAACAAGACGUGGACUUGUGCAGAACAUGAAUAUGAACAACAGUGACGGACUUUCUGUUUUCUUUAAUAUGCUUCAAAGACUGGACCAGUCCUAAACAAACAGGGAAUAACGUUACAAAGCUUUUUAUGACCAAAUCUCUUUGCACUUUAUCAAUAUCUAUGCACAACAACUUAUAUGUGUAUAAUCAGUGCCUUUAUUAUUCUUAAAAUACAUUUCAGGUAAAGGAAAAUAAAGGGAGCGCAUGGAUUCAGAAAGGUCUGUAAAGGGAGUGGUGCAAAAUAUAAAGAUGCUUAAUAACACUAAUAUCCUCUGCAGAUCAUAUUACUGGAUAUUUUUAUGCUCUAUUUGGUGGCCUUGCAUUAAAUGGAUAUCAACCAGACCGAUUCACACAUGAUUUCUUAGACUGCAAAGGAAUAGAAGAGUGCAUCUAUGGCAGCAGUCUGCAGGGAAAGGUGAUAUCGUAUCUCAAGAACCACGAAAAACAAAGACAGCAAAACCAGCCUGAAAGGAAAAGGGAACAGCUAUGUUACUUUGUGUGUGUGGGUGUGUUUGCGCAUAUGUGUGUGUUUGUGUGUGUGUGAGUGUGUGUGUGUGUGUGUGUGUGUGUGUGUGUGUUUGAGUGUGUGUGAGUGUUUGUGUGUGUGUGUGUGUGUGUGUGUGUGUGUGUGUGUGUGUGUGUGUGUGUGUGUGUGUGUGUGUGUGUGUGUGUGUGUGUAUUUUUUUAGAGGAAGCUGAUAUACAUUUUUUUUGUAUUUGAUCAGCCAAUAAUAAGACGAAUAAAAAUGUGUACAUAGGAUUUCAAACUGGAAGCUCCAGCUCGUUCCCAAAUGUGUUUAUGCUUUAAAAGAUGAACUUCUUUCUUACAUGAGAUAAAUCCUGAUCAGGUGAUCAGACAACAAUAUCCAUAUCAUUUUUGUACAAAAUUGUAAAGCCAUAAUUAAAAGUAUUACAGUGAUAAGCUAA